Sinocyclocheilus anshuiensis is the source of this 7483-nucleotide messenger RNA. Its product is annotated as sickle tail protein homolog. The record is from RefSeq and is a predicted model, not a curated record. The coding region runs from base 563 to 6325 and encodes 1920 amino acids. Gene Ontology annotation, cellular component: cytoplasm. The transcript has 21 exons. Lineage: Eukaryota; Metazoa; Chordata; Actinopteri; Cypriniformes; Cyprinidae.
GCAUUGAGACUUUUUCUGCCUUUCCAAGCUGAGAGCAUCUAGACGAGAUGAAAAAGAAGGUGGGGAGAGUGAGAGAAGGAGAGUUGGAGUUUAGGAGGGCAGAACGAGAGAGAGAUUGAGACUGUGUGUUGGAAUGCACUGAUACAUGGGAACAGCCUGCUUAUCUCCGUUUGUCCCCCUGUCAGUCAUACCGAGGCGCACACGCAUACAUUUCAGAACGCUGGAGGCUCCGUUUGGAAAGGUGGUGAUUAACCCCUUCCCCCUCGUUCCUCCUCCUCCUCCGUCUCUCCCGCCGUCUGGUUCUUCUACCUGCACUCGUCUGGACUCGUUCGGUGAGUAAAGACACAGAGGGACAGGAAAGAAGAGAGAUGAGAUAGAAGGAGGGAGAGUAAGACCGAGACGGUGCAAUUCGUUCUCUGCGGAAUACGGUGGAAAUCCAGGUGGUAUUUGGACACUUGUGGAACACAGCUUUGGAUAUUCUACUAGUGUGAUUUGAUUGGACUACUCAAAUGGACAAGUGACUGAUGAACUGACUUGAUUGGAUUCCCAGCAUUUCUACACUAUGUCUAAACCUUCACGACUUGCUCGCUCAUCCUCGGUGGGUCCUGGCUCCAAGCUCCCCUUGCCUCGUCGGGAUACACUUGCUGGCCGACCCAGAAUGCACGGCAUGGGGGAGAAAGUGAUGCAGACAGGAAGUGAGGGCAAUAUACCUGGCCAGAGGCCUCCGAUCAAUGGAACGACACAUUCGCAAAGCCAGCAAAACACUAAUAUAAAGGAAGAGGAGGAGAUGGGCCAACCAAGGAGCAGAAUCAGUCCACCUAAAGGGUCCUCCGCAACCAUAACCCAACAACAAGUCACACGACCCAAACCUCUGAAGGGAAAUCUAAAGGUGACUUCCAGUGAAGACGCUGAGCACCUGGCCCGUAAACAUCAGGUUGUUUCCGCUAACAGUCCUGGUAGCCGCUGUGAGGCCAAAUCCAGCCGCGCAGGGGUCCCACGAAGACACACGGUGGGCGGAGCGCGCAGCUCACAGGAGAUCCUGGCCAUGCAGCCCUCAGAUAUGGAUAAAAAACGAGAGGCCUUUUUGGAACAUCUGAAGCAGAAGUACCCACACCACGCCUCUGCCAUCAUGGGCCAUCAGGAGAGACUCCGAGAACAGAGCCGAGGCUCUAAGCAGAGUGUGGCGUGUUUGAGUCCAGUGCCUGUGUUUGUGGAUCAGGUGGAGCACGGCUCACUGGUCUCUCUAGAUGCUCUGGAGGUCAUGUCUGAGUGCGACAUGCCCAUCGCCUUCACCCGAGGCUCCCGGUCUCGAGCCAGUCUGCCCGUGGUCCGCUCUACCAACCAGACCAAGGAUCGCUCACUAGGGGUGUUGUAUCUGCAGUAUGGAGAUGACACAAAGCAGAUACGCAUGCCUAAUGAGAUAACAAGUGUAGAUACAAUCAGAGCUCUGUUCGUUAGUGCCUUCCCUCAUCAGCUCAACAUGAAAAUGCUGGAGUCACCCAGCACCGCCAUCUAUGUGAAAGACGAGACCAGGAACGUGUACUACGAGCUCACUGAUGUCAGGAGCAUCACAGAUCACUCCUGCUUGAAAGUGUACCACAAAGAUCCAGCGCACGCCUUCAGUCAUGGAGCCCGGCCAAGCAAUGGAGACGCAAGGGUUCACAGGGAGAUGAUGUAUGCUGGACCGAGUGGUCAUCCUCUCCGGCAGCCCCCGAUGGGUCCUCCUCCACCCCAUAUGCAGGGCUCCAUGUCCCCUACCACACCUCAUGCGAUGAUGCUAGGCUCCAAAACCCAGCCCCCUUCCCCACACCGGAUGGGCGAGAUGCGAGUGAUGGACAUUCACACAGUCCAACCGCAGAGUUCCAUGACUCUCGAAAGGGCAUCACCUAUCAGACAAUCAUUUAGGAAGGAGGCUCCUCUUGCUAUGGAUACCAUGGUAAAGGCAAGGGGUGGUAUGGGGUCCCCGGCCACCCCUGAUCUUCAGGUUCACAAUCCUCUUGCCCCCUCAACAGACCCUCAGACACGAGAGAGAAUGAAGGCCAUGGAGGAGCAAAUAGCCAGUCUGACUGGUCUUGUGCAGCAUGCUCUCUUAAAGAGCCACAGCACUAACAGCAACCAGGAACACCCCAGUGAGAAACCAGUAAAGUCCGGCUCACCGCCUCACAGCACAUCUAGCACAGGAGGUUCUCCCGUAUUAGCGCCAAAAGUUGCUGCAGCACCUCCUGAGCGUAGCCCCGCCCCUACACCACCACUAGGCCACGCCCCCUUACAUGUUAACCUACACCUGUUCAGGAAGAAUGUCUCUGAGCUCCGCCUCCAACUGCAACAUAUGAGACGAUUACAGCUUCAGAAUCAGGAGUGUGUGCGUGCUCAGAUAAAGCGUGCGGAGCAAGAGAUCAGUGUGAAGCUGGCUGAAAUGCUGAGACGACAGGAAGAUCCGACACAGAAACAGAGGACACUGGUGGAGGAAGAGAGACACCGGUAUCUCAGCAUGCAGGAAAGAGUUCUCACCCAGCUUGGGGAUCUGGAGCAGUAUGUGGAGACACUGAGGACUGACUCCAGCCCUGCUGUGUCUCAGAGAGCCGUGACGCUGAAGGAGGUAGAGGAGGGAGCUGUCAGUCUGAGGAAGGUGGGCGAGAACCUGGCUGGACUGAAAGGGGAGUUUCCAGCUCUUCAAUCCCGUAUGCGGGCGGUGCUCAGGGUGGAGGUGGAGGCUGUUAAGUUCCUCAAAGAAGAGCCGCACAAGCUUGACAGCAUGCUGAAGAGAGUCCGAACCCUCACGGACACACUCAGCAACCUUCGCAGGUCUGCCACAGAAAGCCUGCUGAAGCCCUCUGACCCUGUUUCCUCAACACCUGCCUCUGAAAAACCAGAAUCAGCUGUGGUUGAAUCCCUCAAGACUGCCUCGGUUGCACCUCAGAGCUCCACAGUGAGGUCAGAGGUUAUGACGUCAAACCCUGUGGUGAUCCACCAUGCCCAGGCCUCUCCGGUAGCUUCACAACAAUCCCAGCAAUCAACAGCACCCUCACCCAUUCCCUCUGCCGCACAAAGACGAGAGUCUACCCCUUCACCCACCAAACAGCUCAAAAAACCCUCACUCGAGCAGACACUAAUACCAAAUAACAGCAGUAAUGGAGUCUCUUCUAAUGGCAUUCAUGGCAAAGGUCCUUCUCCAAACUUCAUUGAGGAGAUCCACGCAAGCCACAGCAAGAACAAGAACAGAGCUGUGUCAAUAGAGGCAGCAGAGAAAGAAUGGGAGGAGAAGAGGCAGAACAUGGGUCAUUAUGAUGGGCAGGAGUUCGAACGGAUGCUCCAGGAAGCAGAAGCCAACAUGCUGAGAGGAAUACCAAACCUUGAGGUGCCCAGCGAACCUGAGGGCUCCCCUGCAGAGGUUCCUGCCUCCCUGAAGGAGGUGGUAGAAAAAAAUGAGCCCACAGCAGCACCAGCAGAGCAGGAUGACAAUCAGCCAAAUUCUGAGAAACCUACUAAGACUGCUCCAGAGAAACCUCCCAAACCUCUGGAGAAACCAGUUAAGUCAGCUUUGGAGAGACCUCUUAAACCCAACCUAUCCAUCAAAUCCAGCCUAGAGAGACAAAGUAAGACUCAGGAAAAAGUUGUUAAGCUUCAGACCACAGAGAAAGCCAACAAGUCUCCUCCUCCACCUCCACCUCGACGAAACUACACCACCAAUACUGGGAUGACCACCACCCGAUCUGGAGAGGUCAUUUACACCAGCAGGAAGGAAUCUGUUAUGGAGGGUGAAGAGGAGUCCAACAGUAUAGCAUCUCAGCCUGAACCAAAAUCCUCUCCAGAGGUGAAGCCCAAACCCAUUACUCCUCCACCUAUCGCUGCCUCGGCUAUUACUGAGGAAGACGAUGAGGGAGACAAGAUUAUGGCAGAGCUACAGGUUUUCCAGAAGUGCUCUUUUAAGGAGGUAGGGCUCAAGGGUUUGGUAGAGCCACAGAUCAAAGAGCUAAGACCUGGGGUCUUACUGCCCCUUAAAGAUAAGAAGAAUACUGAAAACCAAGACGACAAGAACCCUGACACAGAUGAGAAUGGCAACAAUACAAUUUGUCAGAGUCCUGGGGUCAUCUACUAUGUCACAGCUCAGAUCUCCAAGGGAACUCCAUCAGCCUCAGAGGAAUCAACAGAACGUAGAGACGCAUCACUGUCUCCCCCAUCACAGGUGUCACAUGUCAAUGCUUCUGACCAAUGCCAAAGCCAGCUACAGGUAUCCACUAACAAAUUUGGCGCCCUCAAAAGUAAUGGUCCAGCCAGCUCUUCUAUCACUCUACAACAAAAUCAGCUGCCUCGUUCAGCCUCGUUGAAGUCAAAUCCACCCUCUCCACUGGAAGAAGUUCCAGCUAGCCCAACCCAAGGGAAAGUUCAUGUGGUCAAGGCUGCCCAAGUGCAGGUUAGCAUAGAGGAGAGGGUAGAGUCUCCAACAGCAAUUUGCUCACCAGUCUCUUUUGAAAACACUGCACCGAUUCUUUCUAAAGCAGUCCCUGUUGGGACAGAUUUAGCAAAUCAGAAAUUUAUAUUUGGUUCAUCCAAGGUGAAGGAAAAGAAAUUUGAGGAAAUGGAGGAAAAUAAUGAGGCCUCUCUCAGUCCCGAUCUGUCAGGAGAAGAGCCACCUCCGCCUCCUCCUGAUAACUUUGCCUUUAUGAUCACUAACACCAAGGUACAAGCCCUUUCCACUGGAGAGUACCAUCAGCUAGUCAAUGCCAAGAAAGGUAAUGUGCAGACAGUUACUGUUGGCAACAAACGACCAAGUGCUUCUGAAAGUGGCAUGGCAUCAGGAGGUGAUGCCAGUAUUAAUGGUCCUACUGGUGCUGACAACGGCAGUAAAAAGCCAGUCAUCAUCAUCUUUGACGAGCCAAUGGAUAUCCGCUCAGCUUAUAAACGCCUCUCUACUAUCUUUGAAUGUGAGGAGGAGCUAGAGCGGAUGCUUGCAGAAGAAAGAAUAGAUGAGGAGAGUGAGGAAACUGAGGAAGAAGAAUGGACUAAGGGAGUGCAGGUCAAACAGAAUGGAGAUGGUAGGGAUUCUGGAAAAAGUACUGGCUCAAAUUCUCCUGCAGAUAUCACAGAUGGUCAAGUCAGGAACUCUUCUUCAUCCUCAUCUUUAUCUGAGGGAGGGGCAUUAGUAGACGUUGCUGGUGAUGCAAAGCAAGAUGGAAAGCAGAAGUUCAAGUUUAAGUUCCCCAAGAAACAGCUAGCAGCAUUAUCGCAAGCCAUUCGAGCUGGAAGUAAAACAGGCAAAAAGACUUUGCAGGUUGUCGUCUAUGAGGAUGAGGAAGAGUCAGAUGGGACUGUCAAACAACACAAAGAGACCAAGAGGUUUGAAAUUGCUUGCUCCAAAACAGAGUCUUCAAAAUCAAAUCAGCAGGAACCUAAUGGACGAACUGACGAGAUUCGUAAGAAUACCUACAAAACCCUUGACAGUCUAGAGCAAACCAUAAAGCAGCUAGAGAACACCAUUUGCGAAAUGGGACCGAAGUCUUCGGAAGAGCCUGAAACUGAAGAGAGUCCAGGGCACUCAGAGAAAGGACUUUCUCCCAAAAUCUUGGUUCCAAGGUCGACUUUUGCCAGUAAAGGUCCUGGUCUACGAAAGAAGACAAAGCCACAGCUCCUUCCUCGGCCUGCCAUCAUACCAACUACUGGGGUCUCAGUCACACCAGUUCCCACCCAGCAGAAUGCCAGUGUGGUCUCACCUACUAGUCGGAUGCCGGUGCCUGUUUCUGCCAAGGCGCGGCAGCAACCGGGCACCUCAGAGAAAGAGAGGGCAACAAAACCGCAAAAGCUACAGGACUCUCAGAGGCAGUUCCGCCAGGCUAAUGGAAGUGCUAAGAGAUCUGGAGGAGAUCCCAAAUCCACUUCUCCUACCGUGCCUGCUUCUAAAAUUCCUGCUUUUUCCUCUAGUACGGGAAAAGGCUUGUCCCAGUCUGAUUCUACUAAUAUUGUUAAUUCUUCUUCUCCUUUAUCUUCCUCCCUUCCCACUAGCAAAUCUUCUAUCCCUCCUCCUCGAUCCAGUUCCACCCCCUCCUCUCAUAUCCCCUCCCUUUCUAAUGGUUCUUUCAAAUUUGCCCCUCCCACUCACAGCACUAAAGGCCUCUCUAUUCCCACGCAGACACAAAACGGUCGACCUUCCUCCUCUUCUUCCUCUUCCUGUUCCCACUCCCCUUUGUCCCCGACUAUGUUGAGUCAGAGUGUGAAGAGUAUCCGUACCAUUCACACACCCAGCUUCACCAGCUACAGUCGGCCACACAACGGAAAUGCCGGUAAAUCAGCUAUUCCCACGGUAACUCUCGCUAAGGAUGCUGCGUAGAAUGCUUCGCUGCUUCGCAACCAUUUAUGUAUCUCUUAAUGAGGUAGAGUCACUCCUGAUUUUACUUUGAUUCAUUUUUAAGUUACGAUUUUAUUUGUUUGAACAGAUAAUAUUGUUCUAUCGGAGUGAACUUUGUUUUGGCAUGACUUUGGUUAUUGCAUGUUAUUAUUUUCUCUGUUAAAGUGAAAGGCCAUCAUCCAUUAAUCAGUGUUUUAAACUUGAAUCUCUGCAAAUCAUAAACAUAUAAAAAGAUUAACUGUUUUAUUUUAGAACUAAAGAAAACGAUUUAAUUGCAGAGAGCAGGCUCUUGAUCAAGGAUUUUACAGAGCACUUCAUUUGAAAAGAAUAUUUAUUUUUCAUACAAGUUGAGAGACUAAAAAGUAUUCUAGUCAGUAGUAAAAGUAUGUAAACAAUGUUUUGGUUAUUAGUAUCCUCUAAAUGAUUGUAGAUGUUUUUUUCAUUUUUUUUUUAAGUUGACAGACAUUGGUUGUAGCCAUAAUAAGUGAAAAAGUACUGUAAGUAUAUUAACCAUUAAUACAAUUUGACAAACAUUGUGUUUUUUUUUCUUUCUCUCAUGCACUGCCAAUGUCUUUAAGAUUUAUCAUUAUAAAUUGACAACAGUUUUGCAGUCUUUUCAGUAGUUGUGCCUAUUUGCCAAAGUUUGUAUUUUACAUCUUUACAACUGACUAUAUAUUAUGUGUUAGACAUUUAGGAUAGGUUAUACCUGGCUUAACCUACCUAUGUCACAGUUCCUUGAUUUACUCAUGCAGUUUAUGGCUCUUAAAUUAAUGAGUAUUGAUGUCUAAAUGUAAACUAAAAUUGUAGUGAUUGAUACAAUUGCUCUCUACUUCACAUGUACAUACUGUAACAUCUCUAUUUCAGAGAUUGUCUUUAGUUUUGUUAACAUAUUGUACCAAAGUUUAUUUCUAUGCAUGCCUAUACAAAAUUGUAGAAAGAGAGAAUGUAAUAGAAAAAAUCAUGCUUGCACAAACAGAUUUUGUAAAUAAAUGUUUUCUUUGGUUUUGUAUAGCUUUAAUUGCAGAAGCAAUCAGUGCAAAAGAGUGUAGGUAUUAAAGUUCUGUAUGCUUGUUGUUCACAUGGCCUCUCGGCUAUGGUUUCUCCACUGAAACACUGCAAGUCCUUCUAUUAAACAUUUUG